AUGCGAGCGCUCCUCCGUUUCGCGGGAGUUGGGGGAUCGUUAUGGGUUCUGCUAACCAGUCUGAACCUCUGCCACGUGCUCGGCCGGUCUAACGAGGCCGUCGCCGAGCCCCGAGACGCCAGGAGCGAGUGCGCUCGGGACCCCGCCAACGAGGACUCGCUGGUCUGCGACUACGGGUUGACCGGGAAUCGGAGCCUGGCCCUGGAUCUGGAGAGGAUCGACCACGAACUGGUCACCUCCAUGAGCGUGAGCUGCGCGCCGGAGGGGGAAGCCGGGGACGGAGGGGCCUCGGUCAACCUGGAGCAAUUUCGCCGGCUGCCCCGACUGAGGAGUUUGAGGAUAAUUGGAUGUUCCGGAGUCAGGUGGCCGAGUCAAGCUCUGGCGGGCCUGCAAGACCUCAGGAACUUGUCCGUCAGGCUCUUGCCCGACGCCGGGACCGGGGCGACGAGAGGUCUGGAGCUCGAGGCUGGAACCUUUGACGCGACCCCGCAGAUGGAGAACGUCGAUCUGUCCUCGAACAACCUGUGGCUGAUACCCGAGCGCCUGUUUUGCCCGCUCGGCACCCUGGUCAGCCUCAAUUUAUCCCGGAACGUGCUGAAGGACGUUACGGAACUCGGCUUCGCGGAGCAUGCAGAAGAGGAGUCGACGAGAGGAGCGCGGACGGCCGGCCCUUUGGCGCCGCAAACGUGUUCCUCCAGCCUUCAGGUGUUGGACGCCUCCAAUAAUCGGAUAGUCGUCCUGCCGGACGGCGGGUUCGCACCUUUCAAGCGGCUCCGCGUGCUCAACCUCCUCGGAAACGCGAUUUCCGUCGUCGAUGACAGGGCCCUUCGCGGACUCCGGUCGCUGGAGGUGUUCGACGUGUCCGAUAACCGAAUAGUCGCGUUGCCGGCGAGCGCUUUCCGAGAGUGCACCAAGUCGCUCAAGGACUUGCGCUUAAGGAACAACUCCAUCGGCGUCCUCGCGCCAGGACUGCUCUCCGACCUGAACCAGCUGGUCUCUCUGGACCUGUCCAGGAAUGCCCUGACCGGCUCUUGGCUGGACUCCGCGACCUUCGCCGGCCUGAUCCGCCUGGUGCUCCUCGAUCUCUCGUACAACCGAAUAGAGAGACUGGACCCCUCUCUCUUCCAGGACCUCUACACCCUGCAGAUCCUGAACCUCCGACACAACGAGAUCGCGACGAUACCGGUAGACGCUCUCUCGCCGAUGAGCAAUUUGCACACCCUCGAGUUGGCGAGCAAUCGUCUCGUACAUCUCGACGCUUACUCGUUGAACGGGCUCUUCGCGCUGUCUCAUCUCGCUCUGGACUCGAACCUCCUCGAGACGAUUCAUCCGGACGCUUUCAGAAAUUGCUCCGGCCUCGAAGAUCUCGAUCUCUCGCGGAACAACCUGAAAACCGUGCCCGUCGCGCUCCACGACACGAGGAUGCUCAGGACCCUCGAUCUCGGGGAAAAUCGGAUAGAGAGUCUCGAGGAACCGGGAUUCAAGGGCAUGUCCAGCCUUUACGGCUUGCGGCUGAUCGGCAACGAGAUAGGGAACGUGACGCGGUACGCCCUUGCGGAAUUGCCGGCGCUGCAGAUCUUGAAUCUUGCCAAGAACAAGAUCGAGCGCGUCGAGGAGGCGGCCUUCGCCGACAAUCCGGCGCUACAGGCUAUACGUCUCGACGCCAAUCUCUUGCGCGACGUGUCCGACGUCUUUCGACGCUCGCCGGGUCUGCUUUGGUUGAACCUUUCGGAUAACGCCAUCGAGCUGUUCCGCUAUGACUUCUUCCCGGACACGCUGCAAUGGAUGGAUCUGCACGGGAACGCCAUCGAGAGCCUCGGGAACGCUCAGCCCCGCUCCCGACUCAGAACUUUGGACGUGUCGUUUAACAAGAUCACCAAGAUACAUUCUAAAUCUCUGCCGAACUCCAUCGAACUUUUCCUGAUCAACGAUAACGCCGUGGAGGUCGUGGAGCCGCACACUUUCUUUGGGAAGGAGAACCUCACCAGGGUGGACCUCUAUACCAAUCGCAUAUCCAAGAUGGACCUCUCCGCCCUUCUGCUCGCCCAGGUUCCCGACGAUAAAUCUCUACCGGAGUUUUACAUCGGGGGCAACCCCUUUAUUUGCGACUGUAGCAUGGAGUGGCUACAAGGAGUGAACUCGCUGCCUCUUAGACAGCAUCCGGUCGUGAUGGACCUGGGGUCCGUGUACUGCAGGCUGCCCCACGACCGUCACAUAUCCUACGUGCCGCUGCUAAAGGCCAAAUCGUCGCAGUUCCUCUGCGAUUACAAGAUUCAUUGUUUCGCCCUCUGCCACUGCUGCGAUUUCGACGCGUGCGACUGCAAGAUGACCUGCCCCACGAACUGCACCUGCUACCACGAUCAAUCGUGGUCGGCCAACGUGGUGGACUGUUCCCAUGCCAGCUACGACCGGCUGCCCAGCGGCCUGCCCAUGGACGCCACCGAAGUCUUCCUCGACGGCAACGAUUUCGGGGAGCUGACCUCGCACGCCUUCAUCGGCCGGAAGAACCUCGAAGUGCUCUUUGCCAACAACAGCAACGUCGUCGCGAUACGCAACCACACCUUCAGCGGCCUCCGUAGACUUCGGGUCCUCCACCUGGAGAACAACGCCAUGGUCGCCCUCAGCGGCGUGGAGCUCGCCCCCCUGGAGAACCUCCGCGAGCUCUACCUGCAAAACAACCUGCUCAGGUACUUGGACAACGACACGUUCGCUGCCUUGCGUUACCUCCAGGUCCUGCGCCUGGAGGGCAACCGAUUGGAGACCUUCGCCAUGUGGCGCCUCGGCGAGAACCCCCUCCUCGAGGUCGUCACCCUGUCCGAGAACCCUUGGAGCUGCGAGUGCUCCUUCAUGGAACGCGCCCGCCAGUGGAUCUCCGGGAACCUGCCGGUCGUUCUUGACUGGCACCUCUUGGUCUGCACCACGGGGAUCCCCGUCGUCCUCCCGGAGAACGCAACCUCCUCCCAGCCGACGUGCACCGCCCUCGCGGGGGUGACUUCCAUCGUGGAGAUCCGCUCCCUCGAGGCCCACCUGCCGAUCAUCCUGACGGGACUCUUCGUCCUGGUGGCCACCAUCGGCCUGCUCUGCGGCCUGGUCAGACAUCGUCGGCUGCUUCGCGACUGGAUCUCCGGGCGAUGCGCCCUGAGGAGCGCCCGGUACAAGACCGCCGCCGCCUUCGAGGACCGCGAGAAACCCUUCGACGCCUACAUCUCGUACUCCGCCAUCGACGAGACCUUCGUCUCCAGGGUCCUGGUGCCCGGCCUCGAGAACUCUUACAGACUGUGCCUACACUAUCGCGACCUCGGGGUGCGCGUCAACGUCGCGGACGCCGUGGCCGAGGCCGCGGACUCCUCGCGGCGCACCAUCCUCGUCCUCUCGAGGAACUUCCUCCACGGGGAGUGGGCCAGGUGCGAAUUCAAGAUGGCCCUCCGGGGCGCCCUCAGGGAGAAGGGCAGGUCCGCUAUUCUCCUCCUGGUCGGCGGGGUCUGCCCGCGGGACCUCGACGCUGAUCUCAGGAAGAAGAUCUCCUCCCACACUGUCCUCGUCUGGGGGGACAAGCUGUUCUGGCAGAAGCUGCGGUUCGCCAUGCCCGACGUCCUGCCCAUCCCGGUCCUGGAGAGGCCGCUUCCACUGCCACCGCCACCACCCCCGCCGACGCUGACGCCCCCGCGAAUCGAGCACUAGUAUCCGAGGGGGAGCGUUCUUUAGGAUAUUUGUUUCGUUCAUCUGGAAGUUCGUUCUGACGUUUACUGCAUGGAGUUAUUGGAAUCGAUCUCUUAUGAAUCUAUGGAUGGAAAGCCGUUCUCGUUUCAGCUGUGAAGCAGCUAUCGUGCCGACAGAAGCGUGAAGUUUAUAGACAAACAUCCAACAUCCAACAUCCAGCCAAAGGGUCGGGGUGUUCGGAAGGUUCGCCGGCGAGUCGAGGGGCGACGCACGAGGGGGCGACGACGCUCCGGGGAUAAGGGAAGACUUCAUUGGUUAUUUCGAAGGAAUCGCUUUUAUAACCUGUAAGGGGCUUUAGGUUUUCUAUAAAUACAGUAUAUUAUAUAUAUUUUUCUUCUAUAGAGUAAAAGUAUUUUCGUGCGACGCGCAAUACCAAAAUUUAUUCCGUGGUUCCCUAUGAGCUAGAGUAGUCUCGUCGGAUAAACAAAUUUCAUAUUUUAUAAAAAGGAAUACGGAAACAGCGUCCCCGCAGGGGUUAA
Molecule: messenger RNA, 4199 nt
Organism: Orussus abietinus
Lineage: Eukaryota; Metazoa; Arthropoda; Insecta; Hymenoptera; Orussidae
Gene: Toll-6
Product: toll-like receptor 6
Exons: 3
Coding region: 1-3681 (1226 amino acids)
Biological process (GO): signal transduction
Cellular component (GO): extracellular matrix
Molecular function (GO): protein binding
Source: RefSeq, a predicted model, not a curated record